Molecule: messenger RNA, 1310 nt
Organism: Cercospora beticola
Lineage: Eukaryota; Fungi; Ascomycota; Dothideomycetes; Mycosphaerellales; Mycosphaerellaceae
Source: RefSeq, a predicted model, not a curated record
AACCCUCCACCUCUUCGUCUCUGUUUCAGAUCUCGGCUCGGCGCGCGCCUGGUCCGUCUUCGCAAGUCGCAACACGUCUUGCUGCGGCGGUCGCAUUUCAAAAAGACAAAGCAGCGCGCCGGCGCUGGUCGCCGGCCAAGCUUCGAGUCAACCGUGGUGUCGCGAAGCGCACCAGGAAGCAGCACGCAAUGGAAUACCGGCCACAGAGCCCUGACCUGUCCGGGUUGUCCACCGAAUCCUCGUAUCGGCCGGUCAGUCCGCAGCUGGGACAGCUUGGGGAAAUUCCCAUCUCUGGUUCCCCGUCCUUUGUGCCACAACAACACUUCUUCAACAACAAUAACAACUACGCCGACUUCCAGACACCCGUCACCUCCUUUCCACAACAAUCGCCGCAGACCUACCACUACCAACCACAACCGCAUCCCGGUAUGCCGCCCACGACGCGACGAAAACAGGUCAACUACGCCGAGCAACCCGACGACGAUGAUGACUUCAUGCCCGAUGCACCUACUGCCAAGAAGGCAAGACGAGUGAAGCAAGAGCCGAUGGAUCCCUUUCACAACGGUGCAUUCGAGCCAGUACCCUCACCCGCGCCCAUCAAAAGCGAGCCCAACAAAGAUCCGACACUGGGUUGUCAGAUCAAGACUUCGUUCCCAGUAGCACGCAUCAAGCGUAUCAUGCAGGCGGAUGAAGACAUCGGCAAGGUCGCUCAAGUGACCCCGACGGUCGUCAGUCGUGCCUUGGAGCUGUUCAUGAUCAAGCUCAUUUCAGCGGCUGCACACCAGGCACGAGGUCCUGAAGGGACUAGUGGGGCAGGAAAAGGCCCUAGGAGGGUGUUGGCACAGCAUUUGAAGAAAGCAAUCGCCUCGGAUCCACAGCUCGAUUUUUUGGAAGAAAUCGUAAGCAAGGUGCCAGAUGCGCCAACGAAAGCAAAGAAAGAGGCAGGCAGCGACUCUGAAGACACCAAGCCCAAGAAGAAGGGGAGAAAGAGGAAGGACUCGGGCGAUGACUUCUGAACCAAGGCGGACUGAUCACGAAUGACUGUAACGAUACUCCGCCAUGGCCUACUGAUUUCUGGGGGCCACUCGAAGACUGGCAUGCGAAGUGCUUUGCCGUCGUCGAGAGACUUGCUUCGAUCGAAGCACAUAUCUGCAGCGGUGUCAUCUGACAUCGAAGUGGACGUUUUGCAGCGCACAAAAACGUACCUGCCCUUGCUAUCAGUCGCAUCUAUGCUGAGAACGCUGGCCUACGAACCACGGGGAACGACAUCCAUCAUGAGCGAUCCGAGCAUCUUGGCGGCACGAUGAAGG